CGCUGCCCCCAUGACGAAGCCCAAGGUCGAGAAGACUGUGCACGGCGGGCUACAGGCCCCAACCGGCCAGGACGCCAACGGCAUCACCGUCGGCGGGUGGUCCAGCCCUGUCAUCCCCGAUGAGCCCGAGAGCUGCAUGGCCUCCAACUUUAACGUGGAGAUCUGCUGUCCGUGUUUGCCCCUGGCCCAGAUCGAAGUGCGGCUCGGACUAACGUCCUACGGCUCAGCCCUGACCUGGUACUCGGUCGCCUACGGCCUGCAGGGCCUGGCCGUCGCGGCCAUGUGGGUCUUCGUGGCCCUGUGGAUCAACUCGCAGGCGUACCGAGAUAGCACGAGUGUUGUGCUGCGCCUUGUGCUCGUCCUGGCGGCCGUCGCGUUGGCCGCGCUGCCGUCACUGCUGCUGGUGCAGCGCAUCUCGACGCUGCGUGCGGCGGUGCGCGAGCGCUUCGACAUUCCAGGCUCACUGCGCGAGGACCGCACUGCGGCCUGGCAGGAGACUUCACGCGCCAUCCGGCAGAUGCGCCGACACCUCAAGAUCGACCGGGCCAAGAGCUGCGGCCCGGUGAGCACGCUGCCGGCCUAUGUAGUGUAAGUCAUGGGCCUCACAG
Phytophthora sojae is the source of this 608-nucleotide messenger RNA. RefSeq lists its product as hypothetical. Bases 11 to 592 code for a protein of 193 amino acids. The transcript has a single exon. The record is from RefSeq and is a predicted model, not a curated record. NCBI's taxonomy places the organism in Eukaryota, Oomycota, Peronosporomycetes, Peronosporales, Peronosporaceae.